AUGCGGAGAGAUGUGGACGCUCCUGGCCCAACAAACUCUGUCACACACGUCGACAUGGUUGCACACAAGAUAAUUUUUGACACCGAUGCUGAUUUGGAAAAGCCAGGUGUUGAUGAUGUGAUAGCGCUUCUUCUACUUCUCGCAUCUCCUGAGAUACGUUUGGAAGCAAUCACUGUGACCUUUGGGAAUUCCACUCUGCAAAACACCUUCAGCAACGUUCUAAAGGUCUACGGACUCGUUCAGCAACAUAUUUUGGAACAUCCCCAUGAUGCGACCCGGUUUCCGAACUACGCUCGUCCAACCGUCCUUGCCAAAGGCAGAGCUGGUCCAAUAGCUGGUGAGCUUCACAUCGCGGAAUACUUUCAUGGUCCUGAUGGUUUAUCCGAUAUAAGCAAUACUCAUCCUCACUUCGGCGCCGUCACAACUCAUUCCUCAUUGACUGUCGCCACGACAGAGGCAUACAAAGUUAUUCUGGAUAUCUUGGAACGCGAACCGCCUGGGACCGUGACAAUCCUGGCGGCAGGACCACUGACGAACAUUGCUCUCGCAUUGCGAGAACAGCCAGAGAUAGUCAUGAAAGCACGCAGAAUUGUUGCAAUGGGCGGAGCUUUGGAUGUCCCGGGAAAUACAUCUCCAGUGGCCGAAUUCAACUUUUACGCUGAUCCGUAUGCAGCGCAAGAGGUCAUUCAGUUUCCACAGUUGCCCUUGUUCCUUCUGCCCUUGGACAUUACUGUUCCCCAUUCUGUGGACUUUCCAAUCUUGAUUCCUGCCCAUCAUGACUGUUCCCCCAGCCACACACCUCUGCAGAGUUUCAUAACCGCUAUAUUAACCCGUCCGCGAAACGUGAUGCGCAUGUUAGGGGAAGAUGAUGCAUUCCAGAUGCAUGAUCCUUUGGCGGCCUGGUUCGUUAUCCAGCAUGCAGAUAUUCAGGGAACUGCGCUGGUGCCAGGGUGGAAAGCCCACCGAAGAAUGUUUCGUUUGGAGCGUAUAGGCGAGCUCACAAAAGGAAUGUGUGUUGUAGAUCGCAGAGGGACUCGAGAGGUGUUUCAUAGUAACCGAGCUGAGAGUGGAGUUGAAGAAGCUGUCGCUCUUCGGAACUUAGCACAAGAGGGCGAGGACGGUAUUAUGGUCAUUGUAGAGACCCCUGGAGUCAAAGAGCUCACAGACGCUCUACUUGACAGGGUGAUACUCAAUUCACGUGCUCCUUAGCCCGCUUUUCGCGUUAAGAAUUGCAUUGUGAAUAUCAUGACGUU
Dacryopinax primogenitus is the source of this 1253-nucleotide messenger RNA. Its product is annotated as nucleoside hydrolase. NCBI's taxonomy places the organism in Eukaryota, Fungi, Basidiomycota, Dacrymycetes, Dacrymycetales, Dacrymycetaceae. Gene Ontology annotation, molecular function: purine nucleosidase activity. Gene Ontology annotation, cellular component: cytosol. Bases 1 to 1209 code for a protein of 402 amino acids. The transcript is spliced from 7 exons. Gene Ontology annotation, biological process: purine nucleoside catabolic process. The record is from RefSeq and is a predicted model, not a curated record.